This is a messenger RNA of Chinchilla lanigera (long-tailed chinchilla), 1225 nucleotides long. It is a transcript of the gene Tnnt2, whose product is annotated as troponin T type 2 (cardiac). Bases 134 to 1033 code for a protein of 299 amino acids. Gene Ontology annotation, cellular component: troponin complex. The transcript is spliced from 17 exons. The record is from RefSeq and is a predicted model, not a curated record. NCBI's taxonomy places the organism in Eukaryota, Metazoa, Chordata, Mammalia, Rodentia, Chinchillidae. Gene Ontology annotation, molecular function: troponin I binding; tropomyosin binding; troponin C binding. Gene Ontology annotation, biological process: regulation of muscle contraction; cardiac muscle contraction; sarcomere organization.
UUGGCUCCCAAGGCCCCAGCCCACAUGCCUGCUUAAAGCCCUCUCCAUCCCUGCUCUUGCCCAGUCCCCGCCAAGGCAAGCAGACACCUCUGGGACCUGCCGGCAGCCCCUGUUCAGAGGGAGAACAGAGACCAUGUCUGAUACCGAAGAGGUGGUGGAGGAGUACGAGGAGGGCCAGGAAGAAGCCGUGGAAGAGGAAGACUGGAGAGAGGACGAAGACGAGCAGGAGGAGGCAGCGGAAGAGGAGGCUGACGGUGGGGCUGGGGCUGAGGAUGAGACGGAGGAGGCUCAGGCGGAAGAGGACGGAGAAGAAGAGGAAGCCAAAGAGGCUGAAGAUGGCCCAGUGGAGGAGUCGAAGCCCAAGCCCCGGCUGUUCAUGCCCAACCUGGUGCCACCCAAGAUCCCCGAUGGAGAAAGAGUGGACUUUGAUGACAUCCAUCGGAAGCGCAUGGAGAAGGACCUGAAUGAGCUGCAGACGCUGAUUGAGGCCCACUUUGAGAACAGGAAGAAGGAGGAGGAGGAGCUCAUCUCUCUCAAAGACAGGAUCGAGAAGAGGCGGGCUGAGCGGGCAGAGCAGCAACGCAUCCGGAACGAGCGGGAGAAGGAACGGCAGAACCGCCUAGCUGAAGAGAGGGCCCGACGGGAGGAGGAGGAGAACAGGAGGAAGGCUGAGGACGAGGCCCGGAAGAAGAAGGCUCUGUCCAACAUGAUGCAUUUUGGAGGCUACAUCCAGAAGCAAGCCCAGACAGAGCGGAAGAGUGGGAAGAGACAGACAGAGAGGGAAAAGAAGAAGAAGAUUCUGGCCGAGAGGAGGAAGGUGUUAGCCAUCGACCACCUGAAUGAAGACCAGCUGCGGGAGAAGGCCAAGGAACUGUGGCAGAACAUCUACGACCUGGAGGCGGAGAAAUUCGACCUGCAGGAGAAAUUCAAACAGCAGAAAUACGAAAUCAAUGUUCUCCGGAACAGGAUCAAUGACAACCAGAAAGUCUCCAAGACCCGCGGGAAAGCCAAAGUCACCGGGCGCUGGAAGUAGAGGCUGAGACUUCGUGGGCAAAACUGUUCCUUGCUGUGUCCCUGCCCUGCGCAUCCCCCGCUGCUGGGCCCUCCCAGGCACCCAGGGCAGACUCCUGCCUGGAACCCGGGAGCUGGCCCAGCUGGAAGCCAGCACUGCUGCCUGCCCCUGUGCCCGCACCGUGCCAGGAAUAAAAAGCCAUCGCACACUGCA